Molecule: messenger RNA, 720 nt
Organism: Aspergillus niger
Lineage: Eukaryota; Fungi; Ascomycota; Eurotiomycetes; Eurotiales; Aspergillaceae
Exons: 2
Coding region: 1-720 (239 amino acids)
Biological process (GO): ribosomal large subunit biogenesis
Cellular component (GO): nucleolus
Source: RefSeq, a predicted model, not a curated record
AUGGUUAACAUCAGACAAGCCAAGAAGAAGAGAUCUUCUUUGCCCAAGGCAAAGGCCAAGAGAUCCGGCCUCCUCAAGAGCGGCAAGAAGAAGAUCAAUGUCUUGGGAAAUGCCAUCAUUGCGGAAAAUUGGGACCGCAAGCAGACCCUCACUCAAAACUACCGCCGCUUGGGUCUCGUCCACCGCCUCAAUGCUCCCUCUGGUGGUUCUCAGAAGCGCGCAACCGUGAACGGUAUCGAAGGAGAGCCCGAAGAUUCGUUGUACAUCAAGAGCAGCACUGAGGCGCUUGCCAAGCAAACCGCCACAAGCGAUAUCAAGGUUGAGCGUGAUCCCGAGACUGGCAAGAUUCUGCGUGUGAUUCGCGGUGCGGCCGACGAAGAGGUCGAAAUCGCCGGACGCAAGGUCAAGCGCAACAACCCGCUGAACGACCCCUUGAACGACCUGUCGAAUCAUGGGAUUGUUACACAGCCCCGCCAAAAUGCCUCCGGAAAUGCUAUUGUUGAGCAACUCGAACGCCAGGCUGCGCAGGAGGGAGUUUCCGUCAGGGCGAAGAAGCCGCGCCAUCAGAGCCAGAGAGAGGAAGAGUGGGUGACGAGAUUGAUUGAGAAGCACGGGGACAACUACGCAGCCAUGGCUCGCGACCGGAGAUUGAACCCGAUGCAGCAGACGGAAGGAGACUUGAAACGGAGGAUCCGCAAGUUCCAGCAAAGCCGGUCAUGA